Plectropomus leopardus (leopard coralgrouper) is the source of this 861-nucleotide messenger RNA. It is a transcript of the gene cav4b, whose product is annotated as caveolin 4b. NCBI's taxonomy places the organism in Eukaryota, Metazoa, Chordata, Actinopteri, Perciformes, Serranidae. Gene Ontology annotation, biological process: caveola assembly; cell differentiation; regulation of cytosolic calcium ion concentration. The record is from RefSeq and is a predicted model, not a curated record. Gene Ontology annotation, cellular component: focal adhesion; sarcolemma; caveola. Gene Ontology annotation, molecular function: molecular adaptor activity.
AUUAGCACUCUCUGCAGGGCUCCCCUGCCUUGUCUGUCUGCAAGGGUCUCUGUCACUGAUAAAGGAUUAAGAUAGCACUUUAAGUAAGUGAGGAUGAUGAUGGUGAGCGAUGACUGUCUGGUGGAGUGUAAGAUUGAUGAUGACAGUGAUGAGGACGAUGGAGGAGAAGAGCGGAUAAACAUGCCUCCUCCUCCUCCAGAAUUUGCAUCCAAAGCUUCGACUCCAGCACCCGACCCUCCAACUCCAAUAUCCAAAGCUUCAACUCCAAUAUCCAAACCUCCGACCCCUUCCACAGCCUCUGCUACGCCAACACCCACCCAUCCUGUCAACAGGGACCCUUAUGGCAUCAACCAGCACCUAAAGGUAGAGGUCAGUGACGUACUGGCGGAGCCCGCCACACCCCAUAGCAUAGACCAAGUGUGGCUUUACAGUGUCACUGGCUUCGAGAAGGCUCGUAUCUGGACGUACCGCUGCCUCUCCUUGCUGUUUGCUGUGCCCUUUGCUCUUCUUUUGGGUAUUUUCCUGGCCAUUCUUGCCUGUCUACACGUCUGGUUUGUGGUGCCUUGCAUACAGCUGAGCAACACCUUCCUCCCAUGCCUGCGGUCCUUGUUUUUGUGUGCUGUGAAUGUGUUCAUCGCUCCCUUCUGUGCGUCUAUUGCACUCUGCUGCAGUCAAAUCGCUAUUUCACUGUCGAACAAGGACUGGCAUCAAAUGAGAGACAAAGAAACUGUAUGAAUGUGAAACUUAAUGAGUGAUCCUGAGUGACUGAAUGACUGGGCGCGUGUGUGAUGAUAUUUUAUUUAAACAAGUCUUUUUUAAAUUUUAUUUCUUUUAAUUGGCAUAGUGCUGCAGUCUGGUAAU